GGAACAAAGGAGACACGCUGGGAGGGAAGAGGAAGACUGGCUCUCGUGAAACAAGCCUUGUGGACUCCAUGGUGGUGUGAAGGGGCUAUGAGGACAAGGAUUGGACAAAAAUUGCAGCACCACGAGGAUGAGUCACUGCCAGGGGAACCCCGGAAAAAAGGAACGGAAAUCAAAAAUGGAAGGGCAGGUAUUUCGAUAUGUUUGCAAAUUGGCACUCGAUGAAGCAACAAAGGUGGUACAGGAACAGAGGCAACGACACGCUGAGGAUUCGCUGUGGAGGGAGUUGACGGGAAAGAUGAGGAAAAGAUUUCGCAGUGACCUUGUCGCACAGUCUUUUGGAUUCAGAAUACUGAGUAUUUGGAGUUGGCUACAACGCUCCCUUUCUUUCUUGCCCCCCCGCCGGCAAUUCCUUGGGGAUUCUCGUCGGCAAUGCCACCCCCAACCAUGCAAACAAUGCAAACACCCCAACUCACCGGACACCCAAAGGCGCCAUCGGUCACAUUUUGGUCGAAUUAGACCUCUAGAGAUAGGCAGAUCAGCAGCUAGGGGAGCUGCAUAUACUACAUUGCUAACCAGUCUGCACCAGAUAAGGGUGCAUCCAGGGGGACUACUAUACAAGUUGGUGGUGGCCUUCCCUUCGGCCGUGCAGGCACCCGCCUCCCUUGUUGAGACGCUCGGCAAUCCCCGGCGUCACGUGUGGAUGGGGUGUCCGCUUUUUGCCGUUGAACCCCCAACAGUCGAGACUGGGUCGACAGGUGCUGUCUCCGAGGAGAAACCGGUCUGUAGUGAUCACAUUGGAGUGAUCAAGGCACCUAGCGGAUAUGAUGGGAUUCUGUGUGGCUGUAAUGGUCACUCGGAGGGUGUCUACAGUAGUCUGUAAAUGUCGCAGGGAGACUGUCCAAGUUAUGAUCCACUGCUUCGGGGUCCGGGUGAGGGUUGCUCCUACCCCGGCAGAAACCCCAGGAA
Messenger RNA from Aspergillus eucalypticola CBS 122712, 966 nucleotides. RefSeq lists its product as uncharacterized. The record is from RefSeq and is a predicted model, not a curated record. The coding region runs from base 128 to 880 and encodes 250 amino acids. NCBI's taxonomy places the organism in Eukaryota, Fungi, Ascomycota, Eurotiomycetes, Eurotiales, Aspergillaceae. The transcript is spliced from 4 exons.